Molecule: messenger RNA, 2825 nt
Organism: Schistocerca nitens (vagrant locust)
Lineage: Eukaryota; Metazoa; Arthropoda; Insecta; Orthoptera; Acrididae
Product: zinc finger protein 724-like
Exons: 8
Coding region: 568-2061 (497 amino acids)
Source: RefSeq, a predicted model, not a curated record
UCAGUGUGUAGUCAGCUGCAACGUCGUGACUUUGCGGAAAUUUGUGUGUGACAUUCUCGUGGUAAUUUAUAAGCGUUUAUAAUCUGCAAACAAGAUUGAGUGAAAAAAUUGUUCCGGGAGUAAAUUAACACGACUGUAGAACUGAAGCCAUGGACCAGGACCCAACUAUGUGCAUAAAAAAAGAGGAAACAGAUGAAGUAAAAAUUGAGUUACACUCCAUGGUGAAAGUUUUAAGGUGCAUAGGCUAUAGAGCAUCAGCCUGCCACAGACCCAUCUCAUUCUGUUCCUGCAGGAGGCCAGCUGCCACUUUCUGCUCCAGAAGAAUUACAGGUGUCCAUCUGCAAGAACAACAGGAGCUCAAAAUUGGUUUCUUGAAGACCCAUUAAAGACUGAAGGACCUAGUGUUUCGGUAAAGCAAGAUCCCGAAGUGAAACAACAUGCUGAUGGAUCAGAGCAUAAUUCUGUUAAAGAUCCAUUUGGAGUAUCUUGGUCCACUGAUUUUAUCAAGGAGGAUCCUGAAUUGAAUUUGGAAAUCGUCACUGAGGAUAUUGCUGGUGAACAAAGCUGAUGGUGGAAUGUACCUCUACAGUCCCAUGCAUAGGUCAGGCCCAUCCAGUACUGAGUAUAUACCCUGAUAACACCACCAGCUGUCUACUGCAGAUUUUGUCAGUCAAGCAACAUCUAAAAGUGGAAACCUCAACAAGAUACACAUAUGAUAGUGCAAGAUUGACUCAGAGUACUGGUGGGAGCUGUGGCACAUUAUGUGAGGAAACUUAUCACCAUGGGCUAGUCCAGGAUAAGUUGGUGAUAGACAAGAAGACGUCAACACAUGAGUUGGGUCCCAAUACAGAAGAUGUGAUUAUUGAUAAGGAGUGCUCAGUUGCUACCCGAUAUGACUGUAGUACAAGGGAAAAGGAAUUUCAUGUAUAUAGCUGUAAUUUCUGCCGACAAAGCUUUCCUUCCAAAUACAGGCUCAUAAUGCAUGUGUUUGUGCACAUUGAUGGUACGCAACCACCUUUGUAUGUUUGUAAGUGGUGUGGUGAGGUAUUUCACAGUAAUGUUAGUUUGAAAAAACAUUUGAGAAUGAGUGAGAAUUCUGUCUUACCUGCUAGCAACCAUGAAAAAUACGGCGAUAGUGAUCAUCAUCAAAGCAGUAUCUUCUUGGAUAGUGAGCGAGAAGUUUCUGUUACAGAACACAAUGAGCAGUCUUCGUGUAAGGAAACUUCGAAAGCUUCAAAGAAGUCCUCUAAUGACAGGCGUUACACACAUAGGAGAAAUGAUACGGAGAAAUCAAAUGAUUAUGGAGCUUCAUCCACAGCUGUUAAUGUCACUCCCCAGGCUGAUCUACUUACUGCAAACAGAACCCACAAAUGUGAUAUUUGUGGCAAAUUGUUUGCUAGGUCAUGUCAUCUGAAGACUCACGUAUUAAUUCACACUGGAAAGAAACCUCACAAAUGUGAAAUGUGUGGGAAAUCUUUUACUAUGUUAAGUGAUCUCAAGAAACACACAUUAAUUCACACUGGAAAGAAACCUCACAAAUGCGAGGUUUGUGGGAAAUGUUUUACUAUGUUAGGCUAUCUUAAGAAACAUUCAUUCUUCCACACUGGAAAGAAACCUCACAAAUGCGAGGUUUGUGGGAAAUCUUUUGCUAUAUCAGGUGAUCUCAAGAAUCACACAUUAAUUCACACUGGAAAGAAAGCACACAAAUGUGACAUCUGUGGGAAAUCUUUUACUACGUCAAGCAGUCUCAGGGCACAUGCUUUCAUUCACACGGGACAGAAACCUAACAAAUGUGUUAUUUGUGGGAAAUGUUUUGCUUUGUCAGGCAAUCUCAAGAAACACACAUUAAUUCACACUGGAAAGAAACCUCACAAAUGUGAGAUUUGUGGGAAAUCUUUUGGUAUGUUAGGCACUCUCAAUAGGCACGUAUUAAUUCACACUGGAAGAAAGCCUCAUAAAUGUGUAAUCUGUGACAGAAGUUUCACUCAAUUGAGUACGCUCAAGACACAUGCAUUACUCCACUUGAGAAAGAAACAAGUAGUUGUUAGUUUAAGCAAAUAGGUAUCCCUGGUUGGUGCUCUCAAGGCCUGUAAAAUAAUGGAUGUAGCAGGGAGACAAUAAAUGGUAAUGGCUGUGAAAUAACAGUAUAAUGUGGUAGAAUUGUGAAAAAAUGUGUAAUUAUGUGUACUUUAGAGUGGUAGCAGAUAAAAUGGCAAUAUAAAAAUCCGUAUCUGCAGCUUGAAAUGUCAAGAAAUUGUAUUGCUAAAUAUGCCUCAAACGUGAAUCAAAUAUGUUUGUCAUUAACACUAUUUUUUUCCUAUCGAUCUUGAGACAAGAGGAUUCUGAAUUGUGAUAAAUACUUACCUUCGUCAGUAAUUAUAAGUAGCAUGCAAUAUUCAGUAUAAGGCCAAGGAAAUGUCAUGACUUUCUGAUUAUUAUCCCUAACAUAGUCACCAUGUAUUACUUGUAACUCUGCAUUUUAGAAACAAUGUUAGCAAUUGGGAACCCAUAUAUUAUGGCAGUUCCUUCUCUCAGGCUAGUAAACUCAACACUGGAGAAACAUGAUUAUGGCAAUUAUUUUACUCAGGUAUGUUUUCUCAAGAGAUUUACUCUGUGUGUCAUUAAUAGUGUAUACAUUUGUUCUGUUAGUACUAAUCCUGCAUUAGUAAAUGUAACAACAAAUAUAACAACCUGCUUAAUAGCAUGAUUGUCCACGUUUGGAACACAAUGCGUAGACAGUUCUACAUGAUAGGGACUUGACAAGUUGUUUACAUGUUUCUGGAAGUAUGUUGCACCAGAUGUUUUAUUAAAUCUUAUUUAAAGUA